Molecule: messenger RNA, 4142 nt
Organism: Trichogramma pretiosum
Lineage: Eukaryota; Metazoa; Arthropoda; Insecta; Hymenoptera; Trichogrammatidae
Product: protein zyg-11 homolog B
Exons: 10
Coding region: 734-3082 (782 amino acids)
Cellular component (GO): Cul2-RING ubiquitin ligase complex
Source: RefSeq, a predicted model, not a curated record
UCGUCCGAACGAGCACUGCCAACUGCAGCAGUCAGCUCGCGCGAUCACAGCUAUGCAAUAGGCAGCUUCAUUGAAACUGCCAACUGUGACUGCAUCUUACACUCGGACCGACUGCACCAUCUCGGGGCAGGGGCGCGCGUUUAACCAAUUGGCCCACGCAUUUCUCGCUCGGUGAAUCGAGUGCUGCGAUAUAUCCCGCGAGUCUGCAGAGCUGCUGCUGCUGACCAACGCAGCUCGCGAUGCAAUAGCUCGUCCGUCGCGCUCCGCGAGUGUGUUAUGUGCGCGCGUGUGUGCCUCUAAACAGCUCUCGAAUCGGGAGAUCGUGUGUACGAGAUACUGCUUCGGCUGCAUAUGUAGCCCAGUCAGUGGAUAUCCAAAGUGCCACCUUCUGGAUCGUGCACCUAGUGUAGUACUGGCUGUGUCGCGCGUAGCAGCGAAGCCUAAUAGCAGCAGCAGCAGCGACUCGAAACAAAACAUCGACUCGUCGCGCGGCGGGACACUUUGACUCGACUACUGCAGCCAGCUAAGCCUAAUUUUUACAAGGACGAGGCUUCGUCGCCCCGAGUUUAUUAUAUAGACCGCUCGCAUAAUAUACUCUCGCGAGGAGCGACUCGACAGAAAAUGUUCUGUGCAAAGCUACAGGAUUAGGUUAAAAUAAGCUAUGUUAUAGGGACUUAGUUGCAUAUAUCAACAAAAUUACGUUCAAUGAGUCUGUGACAAACAAAAACUCAAAAUGUUUGAGUCGCCAAGAAGUUUACAGGAUGUCUGUAUAGACUAUAUCUGUGAUAAUGUAAUGGGACUAUGUGAAUUUCAAGCUUUGGAGGGUAAUGCACCAAUAAACUAUUCCACUCUUCCAUGCCCAGAUGAUGAAGUCAGUUGCAAUGCAGGUGAAGGUACCUCCGAUCUGUCGCAAGGUGCUUUACCAACUAAUGCACCUACCAAUCAAGCAUUGUCAUCUACCAGACUUAGUUUUAAGCACCCUGAUACCUUUUUACCAACAGCAAUAUCUGAACAGCUUCUCUAUAACUUGUGUGAACGAAAAAAAUUAUCUGAUUUUACCAUAACUUUGUUUGAUUCUAAAACUACCAGGUUAAAACAUGUCAAAUUAAAAGAUGCUUCAAAUCUCACUGCUAAGGGGCUCAAAGUUCUCAAGCAACAUAAAGUAAUAGAUUUAGAAGUGAAUGAGUUGAAAAUAACUGUUAAUGAUUUAAUCGCUUGUUUGGGAGAUUGGACUCUACAAAAUCUGAGAUCACUCAGUGUUGCAAGAGGUAGUUUUAUGGAUUGUUCAAGAUAUUGUGUUGUUGUGGCUUUAAGUAAAUUGCGGGCUCUAAGAAUACUCAAUGUAUCGGGCACGGAAUUCAACAGGCAUGGUCUUGAAAUCGUUGUUGAAGAUUUGCCACUUUUGGAAAGCCUCGAUAUAUCCUGUACUAGGGUUGAUGAUAUUACACCUCUAAAAAAAUGCAAGCACAGACUCAGGGCAUUGAUUAUGUAUAAUUUGAAAAUCAGUGGCUGCGGAAAUAUGAUAUCUGUUUUGUUGGAAUUAAAUGAGCUUAGAACGUUAGAUAUAUCGGAUGAAAGAGAUACGUACCGAUUCGAAGUAUUUGCGCCCGUCCGAUCGAAAAUCACAGAACUUUUAAAAGCAACCGAGUGUAUGCCGCAUUUAAGAAGUUUGGACAUAUCAGGUAAAGAUGAUAUCGAUGGUAAAGAUUUGUGGGAAUUCAUUCUUGCACAUAAAGAUUUGAGAUUCCUUGGGCUUGUACAUUCAGAUGCUUGCUACGAAGAUAGCUUGAUGAAUCCAACAAACCGAAAUCAUAAACAAGAUCUUGUGGUCAGCGGUACGGCAACAGAGGGUCAAAUUUUAGAAGCACUGCGAAGGUAUCCGAAUAGGCCUAUUUACGUGCAAAAAUGUCUCUACAAUCUUUUCCGUCUGACUUCGUACUUCAGCGAAGCUAGAGUCGACGUAAUUAAAUUAGUUUUACCCGGCAUGCGUGCUCAUCCCCAAGAGUUUCGAGUACAGAUGGCGGCCACCGCGUGCCUCUACAAUUUAACCAAGGGCGAGCUCGCCACUAAAAUACAUCCAUCGGUUCUUAAGCAAAUAGUCGAUCUUACCCUCACAGCUAUGGAGUCUUAUCCGAAUCAUUACCAACUACAGAAAAAUACUCUUCUCACAUUGUGCAGUGAUCGUAUUUUGCAAGAUGUAGCUUUCGACAAAUACAGGUGCGCUAAACUCGUAAUGAAUUGCCUGUCAGCUUUCGAUGAUGCUUCGAUGAAUCGUAUGUCAGUGGCGAUAUGCUCAAUACUCGCUGCUAAAAUAUCGACUUUCGAGACAUCCAUGCUUGGUGCUCAACCACAUUACAUGGCUAAACUGCUUUCGAUGGUCAAAACUAAAGUGCAAUCGAAAUCAGUCGAUAUUACCAUGAAAUUCACUUUAAGUGCGCUUUGGAAUUUAACAGAUGAAAGUGCGACCACCUGUAUGGUUUUCCUCGAGGAAGGUGGAAUGAAUUUGUUUCUUGAAGUACUCGACAGCUUUCAGGGAGAAUCGAGUGUCGAAACAAAAGUGCUCGGUUUGCUUAAUAAUAUAGCUGAAGUGAGCCACUUGAGGCAUCGACUCAUGAUUCCGCGUUUCAUUGAAAUGCUGUCUCUGCUGUUGGACUCCAAGCACAUCGAUGUUUCAUAUUUCGCUGCAGGAAUCGCUGCACACUUGCUGAGUGACGGUUUCAGAUUGUGGACGACUGCACCGCUUUUGCAAGAUCGCGGUUGGGCGAUGCUCGAUCAGUUGUCGCAUGCUGUCACCAGCUGGCAAACACCUCAAGGCGAAAUGGUGGCCUACCGUAGCUUCCAGCCGUUCUUUCCUCUUUUGCGCUGCAACGAUGCCUAUCCUGUACAGCUUUGGGCCGUCUGGGCCAUUCAUCAUGUUUGCACGAAAAAUCCCAAACGAUAUUGUGAGAUGCUAGUAAAAGAAGGUGGCGUACAGAUACUGGAGUCAUUGUUACAACAGCCGAAUGAGGAUACAAAAACUCAGCCAAACGUCUCGACAUUGUGCCGGGCGAUUUUGGAUACGCUAUCGCAACAACCCUGCUAACGAGCACUGAGCCGCGACAAUUGCUUGACGACUCGUUGUUAAAAACAAACAUCUAGAGACGGCAUUGUCGUUCAUCAAAGUUUUGAUUCGCGUGCGCGAUCUUUGUUCACAAAAUUCUUUUAUCUCUUUCUCUCUCCUCCUCCUCUCCUACCCUUCUCCCUCUUAUUCCGUCCCUCCUCCUUCCUUUGCGACUCAAUCGUCACUUCUCAUAACGCUCUUGUCCUUUAAUGCGCUUGAAUGAAGAUACGGGCAGCGAUAUAUGAUGAUUUAAACCGAUAAAGAUUAAUUCAUUAUGAUAUAUGAUAUUAUAAACAAACGAGCAAACGUAGACAAUUUGUUUUCGAAAAAAAUAUUGGGCGCUGUUGAUCGAUUGUAAAAAAAUUUAUGUACUGACUUGAGAAGUUAGUAUGCUAGUCAAUUUAUUCUCUUACGAAAAAAAGAAAACAAGUGGGAUUGCAGGAAGUUGAAGAAAUUAAACAUGAUCUAUAUUAUAUACCUAUUAUAAAUUUUUUUCUUCCUGAAAUGCCCUGAAUUUUUACUGUUAUUGGUUCAAUACGAUCGAAAAGGAAAAAUCACGCGAUCAAGCUAUGUCUAUCGUAUUUUUUAUUUUCAAUUUUUCAAAUCCCAACUUGUGUUGUCGGAAAACGUGAACGAUUUUUAAUUUUCUACUCGAUAUGUAUUUCAAUUUCUAAUUGUUUUUUGAACAAUUUGACAAUUUUUUAGAUGUGUUCUGAAUGGAAAAAAGUGAAAAGUUUUUCAGUUCCGUGAGACGUGAAUGAAACACAUACCCUUUGGAACUUGCUUUUAAUUUUCUUUGAUUAAUAGUUUGUGAUUUUUGACAACUAUUUUAACGGCUAAAAGUUAACUAUACGACCUUUGAUUUUCCGCCUGAUUUUGCUAAGGUCAAUAUAAGCUAGGGCUGUGCAAUCGAUUGUUUUAUCUUCUCAUUGCGUUUCAUGUAUGGUCAAUCACAUGUCGAUUAAAAAACGAAUCGUUUUCUUUCUUGUUUUAUUUCUCUUUAAUAAAGCUCAAUAACAAGCUUUACCGACUACGUAUACGG